This is a messenger RNA of Entrophospora candida, 1254 nucleotides long. The record is from the annotation of a GenBank genome assembly. Lineage: Eukaryota; Fungi; Glomeromycota; Glomeromycetes; Entrophosporales; Entrophosporaceae.
AUGAGUGCAACACAAAACGGAAGCCCAAAGCCUUCUUUGCAUGGUGUUAAGAUCAAACAAAGAAAGGGUCAGCAAAAAGCACAAGCCAAACACGAACCAACCGUCUUUAGAGAUAAUAUUAUAAAAAUUCUUUUAAACGUUAAACCAGGAGAUUUUGAUGAAAUCUCUUUACAAUUAGAUUCUGCCGGUAAUACCCUAGAGUAUAAAAAAUACGGAGAAACUUUAUUUGAAAUUCUUUUGCUUGGUGGUGUAUUAGGUACUAUAUUAGAUGAUGGAGCACCUAAAAGCCCAUUCUCUAUUUUCUAUGCAGAAGAUAAUAUUGAAAAUAUUAAAAAGCAUGUUGAAGUUUUCAAUAAGUUAAUUAGACGUUAUUUAUAUUUGCAGCAUAUUUUUGAAGAUAAAAUCAAAAAUAUGCUUCAGUAUAUUAACAAAUGGAGUACUGAAGAAAACAACAAACUUGCCACUGCAAUUGGUUUGUUUGCCUCUGGUCAAUUGAUUAGUAUUAAUGUUUUGAAUGCUUUAUUCAGUGAGCAUCUUGUGAAAGAAGGACAUUCCCUUCAAUUUAUCACCACAGUCUUCAAAGCUUAUCUUGGCGAACAAAACAUGGAACAUCUUGGUAGCUCCCUUAAAAAAGCUGGAAUUGACUCCAAGCUUAUAGAUUUUUUCCCGCCAAACAAAAGAGACAAAGAAUAUUUUGCUCGUUAUUUUGAGGCGGAGGACAUGAAACAAUUUGUUGAUUUUUAUAAUCAACGAUUAAAGAAUUCAAUGAAAGAUCAAACUAUUGAACAUGUUAAGGAAAUGAUGGAUUCAUCCAGUACCAAUGCAGAGGUCAUUACUUAUCUUAAACAACAAAUGAAAAAUGGUGGUUGGCAAGAAAGUGAUUUUGUUCAAAUCGUGUGGGAAUCAUUGUUACAGGCUGUUGAUUGGAGCACUCGUCCAGAACAAAUUGGAACUCAAGCUGCAAAUCAAGUUAAACAAUGCUCAAGUAUUAUUUCAGAAUUUGCCAAUAAUCCAAAGACUGAACUUGCUCUUUUGCAAAAAAUCCAAACUUAUUGCUACGAGAACACAAAACUAAUGAAACAUUUCCGUAAAAUAGUUCAAAUCUUGUAUGACGAGGACGUUGUGUCAGAAAAUGCAAUCUUAUAUUGGAAUGAAAAAGGUGCAAAAAAUCAAGGAAAAACCUCAUUCUUAAAACAAAUGGAACCUUUCAUUCAAUGGCUUAAAACUGUCGAGAGUGAAAGCGAAGAAGAAUAG